Molecule: messenger RNA, 5417 nt
Organism: Nasonia vitripennis (jewel wasp)
Lineage: Eukaryota; Metazoa; Arthropoda; Insecta; Hymenoptera; Pteromalidae
Product: myb-like protein X
Exons: 3
Coding region: 274-2076 (600 amino acids)
Source: RefSeq, a predicted model, not a curated record
AAGUCGUCUGCUUCAGCGCUAGGGAUAUUAGCUUCUUACAUCUGUCAUAUUACAUAGCAUGCGAUGCGUAUUUCUUUAUCAUUACAGUAAUAUAACGUAUAAUUAUAAAAUCAAAGAAUAUACAUCCGCUAUAUUCUAUGACAGUGAGAAUACUUUUUUAAACAACUGUUUUUCUCACUAUACUUCUUGCUUUUUUUAUUAAAAAAAUGUGUGAUCAAAUAUCGGUUAAUAUUUUGUUUUAAUUCAUUCGACAUCAAAGAGAUUUUAAUAUUCAUGCGUUCGUUAGAAAAUUUGUUAGCCGACAUAACCUCUGAUGAAGAUGAUGAUGAUAUUACAGAAUACACAUCAAGUGAAUAUGUUGAACCUACGUCAUCGGAUGAAGGUGAGGAGGUGGAGGAGGAAGAAAGAGAGGCAAGGGAGACGGAAGAGGAGGAUGCAGCGCAAGCGCUGAACGCUGUAGCCGAUGUACAGUUUGUACCGGCUGAAAUGGUGGGGGUGAGCGCUGCCGAUGCACACGGAGAGGAGUUGCGGGCGGAGGAGAGCGAAGCCGUAAGGAGAGAAGCAGCAGCAGCGGUAGCUGCGGCGCCUGCAGCGGUGCGUCUUCAGGUGAAUGAGGCGAUGGAGGAGGAGGAGGAGGAGGAAGAUGAAGCAGUAGAGAGAGCGCAGAAUGAGCACGAUGCUAGAGCGGAAGAGGCUGAAGAUGUACCUGCCAAUAGGGAUUCUCAGCGCAUGGUUAAUGUUGACCACCUUCUUGCCACAUGUAUAGAGCCAACAGCUGCUGCUAAUAAUAUUCUACAGCGCUUGAUGGAACGAGCAGCUGAUGAAAGCGAGAAUAUUAUUGAGUAUGCGGAGCAUCCAUGUGUCAAAAGACGGCAACAAAUCCUCGACUUUUUGGCCCGACCAGUAGAACCCGAAGAAAUGCGGUACACAAGAAGAAGCGCUGGAGGAUUGGUCACCGAGCAUUUUUUUAACCAGGGAAAUCCAAGAGAUCGUCAAAUUAAUGAACAACAUAAUCACUCUGACGAUUCAUCUUGUUCUUCUUCUACAACCAUUUUUCCCUUAUCUACAUCAUCUUCGAACACCAAUACUUCUAUAGAAUCGCAGGAUUACGAGGCCGAUGAAAGUUAUUUUUCUAUUCAAGUUAGUAGAGGACAAAGAAGAAGAAUUGAAAAUUCAAGCAGCAAUAAUGAUGAUUUGUCUGACUACGAACAAGAGGAUAAUCAGCCCAGUGAGGAGAAUGAGGAGGCGGAGGAGGAGAUCAGCGAGGAGGAUGAGAAGAGAAGCGAAACAGACGAUAAUAUGAAUUAUCAAGGAGUCGAUGAGGAAAAAGAGGAUGAGGAUAUCCAGCCUCCUGGUAAUCGUUUUGAUAUUUUCCAACAAAAUUGGCAUUAUAUAUCUAAGUAUAAAAUAGAAGGUAGACGUAUUGUGUUAAAAAUAAGAUCUCCACCGAAGGAUGGAUCUAUAAAUCCGAUAGUUUGGUUGGAGUUAGUUAUUCGAUCUAUAAAUCCGAUAGUUUGGUUGGAGUUAGUUAUUCGAUCUAUAAAUCCGAUAGUUUGGUUGGAGUUAGUUAUUCGCGAUAUUUAUUCUUAUAUAAUUUCAUUAUGUAAUGAAAACGACAUGAUUGGCGUCUCCGUUAGAAGUUUAAAUUUUGCACGAGGCCCGGGUGGGUUAUCUUUACGAUUAGUAAAUAAUUUUUUUUACAAUGAUUUAUGGAAUUUAAUAAGCGGAUUAGCUCAGAGUAAUGAGGAUUUUCAAAUAGAUGAGAGCUUUAUUCUAACAUUAACACUUGUUAAUAUACCUAAUGGUGGCCGAGGUGGAAGUAGAAAGAGAAUGAGUGUUGAUAGCUUAUCUCAGAGAUCGGUUAUAUCUAUAAGAAAUAACGAUAAUUUAUGCUUGCCAAGCAUAAUUGUCGGGGAGGCUUUUAUGAUGUAUAAAAAAUUAUUUUCAAACGAAGCCAUUGAUACUUGGAAUAUUGUCAGAGGUAGCAGACGUGGUAUGCAAAAAGAGCGCGCAAAUCUCCUUACUAUUAAUGCAAACGUCGUAAUUCCUGCAAACGGGUGGGUAUAUGAGAAAUAGAGACGUAUCAACGGUAUUAUGUUGCAAAAAAUAUCGCUAUUGUAAUAUACGAUAGUUUAUCUUUUGGCAGUGGAGAACCGCCCUUUUACGAUGGAAGACCUCUAUUAAAUUCAAAUUCUUUUGACGUUAUAAAUCUUUUGUACGACGCGCGAAGGCGUCAUUUCGAUACAAUAUUAAAUUUAACCGGUGCUGCAGGCAAUCGUUUUUUCUGCGAACAUUGUAAUAAAAGCUAUAGAUACGUAGAUGAGCAUAGAUGCACAGCCAAAUGUGGCAGGUGUUUUUGUGCGCCAACGUAUAAUUCUAAUAUAAAUAUUAUAAAGUGUGUAGAAUGUAACCGAGAAUUUUACGGGCAAAUAUGUUUCGACCGUCACAAAAUAGAUGGGUCAUACAACAAAAAUAAUAAAAAAAUAUGCGAUGUAGUAAAAGUUUGUAAUAUGUGUUGCAAACGAAUUAAUACCUACAAGUCAAAGCACGAGUGUGGAAUCAAUUGGUGCAACUUAUGUCGCGAAAAACAUGAUGUAAAACAGCUCUGUUAUAUUCAACCCAUUGGACGUAAUGUUAACGCACAGAUUAAUCGUAAAUCCCCAAAGAAAAACUUAUUUAUUUUUUAUGACUUUGAGACGCGUCAAGAUUCUGCUUACCGUGAACAUACAGAGAUAAAAAUACACAUUCCAAAUCUAUGUGUUGUACAACAGGUUUGCGAUGAUUGUAUGGAUGAUGAAAAUAUAAAUAUACUAUGCCAUACGUGUGGUGUAAGAGAGCAUAUAUUUCGCGAUGAUCCAGUUAAACAAUUAAUAGGUUUGACAGUACGCGAGAAAACUACCUUCGGUCAAAUAAUUUGUAUUGCUCAUAACUCUCGUGGGUUUGAUGCCCAAUUUAUUUUGAGAGAAAUCGUUGAAAAUACCUCAAUAGUACCGAACGUAAUAUUGAAUGGACAAAAUAUAAUUAUGCUUCAAUGCGAGCGAAUACAAUUUAUUGAUAGCUUAAACUAUUUUCACAUGAAAUUAAGUGCUUUACCACAAGCCUUUUCUCUACCGCCAGCUAGCAAAAAAGGAUAUUUUCCUCAUCUAUUCAAUACUUUAGAUAAUCAAAAUUAUGUUGGGGCUUUACCCGAAGCAUCGUUCUAUGCGCCUAAUGCCAUGUCGACGUCUGAGAGGGAAAAGUUUAUUGUAUGGUAUGAGGAGAACCGAAAUACUUAUGAGUUUGAUUUUCAACGUGAAAUACUCGAUUAUUGCCGUAUGGAUGUAGAAAUUUUAAGACUUGCAUGCAUGGCUUUUCGGAAAAUUUUCAUUAAGUGCGGGAAUACUUGUCCGUUUACAGAGGCAACGACCAUAGCUUCUGCAUGCUCCAUUGUGUAUAGAAAAAAUUUCUUACGCGAAAAAACUAUCGGUAUCAUUCCAGCAGGUGGAUAUCGACGCGCUGAUAAUCAUUCGCAAAAGUCAAUACAGUGGCUGUUACAGUGUGAACGUGAGAUUGGUCGGGAAAUCAUACACGCGGGUAGAGCACGUGAAUUUAUGCUUCCAGAAGGGUUUCGUGUAGAUGGCUAUUUACCUCCGGAAAAUGACAAUGCAAAUAAAGGUAUUGUCUUUGAAUAUCAAGGCUGUUACACACACGGUUGCCCUAUUUGCUUUAAUAAACGACGAGAUAAAAUAAUGUCAUACGGCAGAACUAUGGAUGAGUCGUACGAGAAUAUUUUUCGGAAAAUUCAAAAAAUAAAAGCCCUGGGUUACGAAGUUCGAGAGAUAUGGGAAUGUACUUUUGAUCGGAUAAAAGCAGAGAAAAGCGAAAUCUACGAAUAUGUAACACAGCAUCCUCUUAUGAGUCGUAUAACGUUGAAUCCGCGCGAUGCUUUUUUUGGAGGUAGAACGGAGAAUAUAGUUACUGAGUACACGAUCGGAAAUAACGAAAAAAUUCAAUAUACAGAUAUAUGCUCUCUUUAUCCGUACGUGUGUAAAAGAGGUCGAUUUCCCGUAGGACAUCCGCGAAUUUUAAUUGGUGAAGACUGCAACGAAUUAACGCAGGGGAAUAACAAUAAUCUCAACAAUAGUGAAGGAUGAGUUAAAUGUAGUAUCUUACCACCGCGCGACCUGCACAUUCCACUCUUACCAAUUAAAAUGCACGGACGUCUUCUUUUUGCUCUUUGCCGCUCAUGCUGCGAAGAAAUGCAGCAGUGUGACUGCAAUCACGAAGAUCCACAAAUGCGUGAAUUCACGGGCACCUGGGUUGCUGAUGAGUUGCGUAAAGCUGUUGAACUCGGUUACAGUAUUACGAAAAUUUAUAUUAUUUGGCAAUAUGAGAUGACACAAUAUAAUCAAAUUGAUGGUAGCGGAGGUCUUUUUGCUGAAUACGUAAAUACUUUCUUAAAAAUCAAGCAAGAGGCUAGCGGAUGGCCCUCAUGGUGUACUGAUGAAGCAACUAAAUUACAAUACAUUGAACAGUAUAGACUCGAUGAGGGUAUAACUUUGGAUAAAAAUAAUAUCGAAAAAAAUUCAGGUUUACGAGCUGUUGCUAAGCUCUGCUUAAAUUCGUUUUGGGGUAAGUUUGGAUAACGGAGUAAUUUGAAACAAAUUGAAGUUGUAAAAUCACGUGAAUCUCUUUUAAAACUUCUUACUUGUCCGGAAAGAGAUGUUAAUGAUAUACUAGCAAUUAAUGAUGAGAUACUGUACGUGAAUUGGCAAUACAAGGAUAAGGCUGUCACUCCUGCCCCGCAUACGAGUGUCGUGAAUGCGGCUUACACCACUGCUCAAGCACGUUUAGAACUAUAUAAUUACUUGAGAAGGUUGGAUGAUCGCGUUCUUUAUUAUGACACAGAUUCUUGUAUAUUUGUUUCGUAUGACGAUGCUUCGGAUGAGUAUAAACCUUUUAUUGGCUCUAAACUAGGUGAUAUGACAGAUGAACUUUGUGGUUAUGGUGAGAAUACGUAUAUAAGUAAUUUUGUUUCGGGAGGACCAAAGUUUUACGCUUACACAGCUGUAACACCCAAUAAAGAUGAUAAAAUUGAAUGUUGUAAAGUAAAAGGUAUCUCAUUAAACUUCUCAAACGGUGUAAAAAUUAAUUUUGAUAGCAUUAAGAAUUUGAUUAACGAUGCCUUUGCAAACGAAGAUCACGAAUCUGAAAAAAUGAAUGAUGAAUGUAGUAAAAUACGCUUAAAAUUCAAAGCUAUCAGAAGAACUAAAUGCAUGAAGUUGUAACGCGUGAAGAAUCGAAAACAUGUUGUGUUGUAUUGAAAAAAUGACGAUACCUUAUUUACGUCACGUAAAUCUCUACCUUUUGGAUAUAAGAAUAAUUAACUUUUUGGAUGUAUUUAUUGUAAAUAAAAAUAAACACAAAUUUUUAUAUAA